CACCCAGCUAAGGAAGCCUAUCUUAUUCACCAAGUCACGCGCCACACCCUCGCAUAAAAACUCAUCCCAUCACAUAAUUGCCAUUCGUUUUAUUUUAUUUUUUCACUCUUUUUUCUUCGCCAAAAUCUUCCACCCCCCUUUUCUUUGCCUUGUUUCUUCACAGUACACACACUCACACACUGAUAUUUUUCUCCUCUGUAUCAUCAUCAUUUAUUUUGUCUCUUGAUUGCAUAAUUUUUUGUGGGUUUUCGAAUUUUUUUUUGAAAGAAAAAUUAAGGGAAGAUGGCGGAUCAUGAUGAUCAUCACGAGGAGGAGCGGAAGGAGGAAUCUGUGAUCGAGAAAGUUAGCGAGAAAAUUCACGGCCAUGAUGAUUCGUCCUCGUCUUCAGACGAUGAGAAGAAGGAGAAGAAGAAAAGCUCUUCCUUCAAGGCUAAGGUCUCCCGCCUCUUUGGCAGAGAGAAGCCGGUUCACAAAGUCCUCGGCGGUGGCAAAACGGCUGAUGUGUUUAUGUGGAGAAACAAGAAGAUAUCUGCUGGAGUUCUAGGUGUAGCCACUGCCAUCUGGGUUCUGUUUGAAGUGAUUGAAUAUCACUUUCUGACCUUACUCUGCCAUGGUUUGAUACUUGUUCUGGCUGUUCUGUUCCUGUGGUCCAAUGCCAGCAGUUUCAUUAACAAAUCUCCACCCCGAAUUCCUGAAGUUACCCUGCCUGAGAAACCUAUUUUACAGUUUGCCUCUGAUCUGAGGCUGGCAAUUAAUCAGGGCUUUGCAAUUCUGAGGGAUAUUGCUUCGGGAAGGGAUCUGAAAAUGUUCCUUUUGGUGAUAGCUGGGCUAUGGUUCUUUUCCAUUCUGGGCAGUUGCUGUGAUUUGUUGACCCUUCUGUAUAUAAGUAAUGUCUUACACCUUGGAAACUAUAUUUUAUCAUUAUUUCGCAUAGAAUAUUGGAUUACUAAUGAUGGAUGUUGAUGAUUUUGGAAGCAGCUACCGUGUUGCUCCACACAGUCCCUGUGCUGUAUGACAAAUACGAGGACCAAGUAGAUGCAUUUGCAGAGAAAGCCUUCGCGGAGCUCAAGAAACAGUAUGCUGUUUUUGAUGAAAAAGUGCUAAGUAAAGUCCCAAGAGGACCUCUUAAGAAGAGGGAUUGAAGAAGUUUUUGCCAUUUCUCCAUGAUUUGCUGAAACUUCUGGUGCAGUUUUAGUUGGUAUUCAUGUUUGGUGGAUGGUUUGAUAAAGGAACACAUUGUUGCAAGUUUGGGUAGGCCUGUACAGGUUUUAUGCCACGGUUAAACUAUAUUUACUGUGAAAUUGUGCUAGAGACGUGGUUAUCUUUGCUGUUCUUCGAAAGAAUUUGAAUAGAAUUACGUAUGAUGUUUGAUGAAUGCUGUUUAGUUCUCAUUUGUGUUGGUUCUAAGGCUUCUAACGAGGCAAAGUGUUAUAUUGCUGCCACUUCUUGAGCCUGCAUGCAUAUUGGGGAUUACAUUAUUAAUGAUGGCUCAUCAUAUAGGUUAUUCCCUCCUUGCGUUGUUCUUCAAUGUUAAUGUGAUUUAUAUAUGGAGAUAAUCAUGCAUUCGGAUGUACUGAAAGAGAACAGUUUAAAAUUGUAUCAGAUGAAAGUCAGUAUUCUAAUUGUAUUAGAUUAUUGAUGAUGGUUAUUGCUUUACAACAAAGCCUCUGGCUCUGCUGUCUGCCGGCAACACCCAUAUUGGUCUGUAGGGAUCAGUGUCUGGAAUAAGAAAAACCAGAGAAGUUAAUAACAUGGAAUGUGUGUAGAUAUCUCGGUUUUGAGUCGCACCCUUUGACCUAUACAAUAAUCAGCUCUACUACUAAACGUUGGGAGAAAUUAAGAUCCACAAUAAUCAGCUCUACUACAAAACGUUGGAAAAAAUUUAGAUCCAAGAAGGUAGAAUUGGAUUGUGUAAACUACGAUGGUAACACGUUAAAACAGUAUUUGAGAGGAAACAAGUGCACUUAUGGAUACAUGUAAGUAAAGCCGGAGAAACCCUGCAAGAAGACUGAUCAUCGUUAACAUCCAUUUGCCUCUAAAAACAGAAGAUAUUUACACAUCACUUUGAUGUUCUUCAUUUUUAUUGACUUCAAACAGCAGUAGAGUGAGGUUUUGGUAGACGCGCAUAGUUUUUGUUACAGCAGUCAGCAUUGUAACAGUUUCCAAGUUGCAAUAAACUGCUUUGAUUAUUGGCUAAAGCCUUGAAAGGCUCAAUACAACGCCAUCUAAACUAUUAACAGAAUCACACUAAUCAACUCUAAAAGAGUGGAAAGGAAUCUCCUCCAUUCUUUAGGUUUGGAACUACAGCCAAAGACAAGCUUCCACUAGGACUAAAUUCUGCCGAUCUGUCUUGUAACACAGAUCCACAAGUGUAGAGGCAAAGCAAGUAUGACAAACAACUUUCCACAAUGACCCUAGUGCCUAUUCCCUACAAGAAGUAGGUCAACUGCUCUGUCUUCCUUGAACCUCCUUCUCCGUACAAGUCAUUCCACUGCUUCAGCUCUGCCAUUAUGGACCCUCCAGCUGCAAAACUAGCCGCAACCUAAAAUAUGAUGGCGAAAGUAUUACGCCGUGAAUAACUAAGUCAGGAUGCCUAAGAAACAGUUGACCCUUCACAAACAUGCUCCACGAACAAAGUAUGUUCCAACACAUUUAGAUGUAGAUAAUUAAAAGCAUAAACAAUGUUCAAUUUCCUAUCAUGCAACUAUCAUCAUCCCAGAACUCACGUUCCAGGAUAAUUUCUUUCCUUGGGACGUGUCAGUGAGGUUGAGCUCAUUACCUGGUGUUUUGCUUCCUUAAA
Messenger RNA from Oldenlandia corymbosa var. corymbosa, 2800 nucleotides. The record is from the annotation of a GenBank genome assembly. Lineage: Eukaryota; Viridiplantae; Streptophyta; Magnoliopsida; Gentianales; Rubiaceae.